Molecule: messenger RNA, 1377 nt
Organism: Penicillium taxi
Lineage: Eukaryota; Fungi; Ascomycota; Eurotiomycetes; Eurotiales; Aspergillaceae
Product: zinc metalloprotease
Exons: 5
Coding region: 1-1377 (458 amino acids)
Biological process (GO): CAAX-box protein processing
Cellular component (GO): endoplasmic reticulum membrane
Molecular function (GO): metalloendopeptidase activity
Source: RefSeq, a predicted model, not a curated record
AUGUGGAUUCUUGAACAACUUGCCCGCGUCCUUGAUCGGCCGCUCUUCCCAUGGAAGAACGUGCUCGUGGGGUUCUCUGUGGGCCAGUUCCUUCUUGAGAACAUCCUCUCAUUCCGUCAGUACAAGUACCUGCAGCGUAAGACAAUCCCAAAGGUGCUUGAAGAAGAGGUCUCUGAAAAGGUCUUCGAUCAGAGUCAGGCAUACGGUCGCGCAAAGGCCAAGUUUUCUUUCAUUUCGGGUCUCUACGGUCAAAUUCAAAAUCUCGCAUUCAUCUACGGUGACAUUCUGCCCAAGCUAUGGAGCGUCAGUGGCGUUCUGCUGGCGCAGUACUUGCCCAGUAAGUUCCAAGGUGAAAUCACUCAGACUCUGGUCUUCGUUUUCGGGUUUAGCCUUAUUUCAACAAUCAUUUCCCUGCCGGUUUCGUACUACAGUACCUUCGUCCUCGAGGAGAAAUUUGGGUUCAACAAGCAGACGGUCAAGCUCUGGGUGACGGAUAUCAUCAAAGGCCAGAUUCUGGGAAUUGUUCUCGGAGCUCCCAUUAUUAGUGGGCUACUCACAAUCGUCCAGAAGACUGGUCACUCCUUCUUCUACUAUCUGUGGCUUUUCGGUAUCGUCGUCCAGGUCUUUGCAAUCACCAUCUACCCUAUCGUGAUCCUACCUCUGUUCAACAAACUGUCUCCUCUGGAACCUGGUGCUCUCAAGACCGGCGUUGAAGAUCUUGCCAAGAAGCUGAAGUUCCCACUCUCAGAGCUCCAUGUCAUUGAUGGUAGCAAGCGCAGUUCUCACAGCAACGCUUACUUCUAUGGUCUACCAUGGAAGAAGCACAUUGUCAUUUAUGAUACCCUCAUUGAAAAGAGCGAGCCACAGGAGGUUGUCGCUGUCCUGAGCCAUGAACUUGGCCACUGGAGUCUGAGCCACACCACCAAGCUCUUUGGUAUUGCACAGGCCCACAUGUUCUAUAUCUUUGCCCUUUUCUCGGUCUUCGUCAACAACAAGUCUCUUUACCAGUCCUUCGGCUUCCUGAAGGAACAGCCCAUCAUGAUUGGAUUCCUUUUGUUUUCAGACGCUCUGGCCCCCAUGGACGCCGUCGUUAAGCUUUUGAUGAACAUUCUGAGCCGCAAGUUUGAGUUUGAAGCUGAUGCUUUCGCCCAGGGUCUUGGAUACUCAGAUGAGCUUGCUUCCGCGCUUGUUAAGCUGCAGAUUCAGAAUCUGAGCACCAUGGAUGCUGACUGGAUGUACGCCAGCUACCAUUUCUCGCACCCUAUUCUCACCGAGCGUCUUGGUGCGCUUGGAUGGAAGGGCGGAAAGGUCACCGAUCUCAAGGAUGAAGACAGCAAGGUGUCCAGCGAGACCAAGGCCACUGGCCGCGAACUUUAA